Poeciliopsis prolifica (blackstripe livebearer) is the source of this 1375-nucleotide messenger RNA. RefSeq names its product transmembrane protein 272-like. The coding region runs from base 106 to 648 and encodes 180 amino acids. NCBI's taxonomy places the organism in Eukaryota, Metazoa, Chordata, Actinopteri, Cyprinodontiformes, Poeciliidae. The record is from RefSeq and is a predicted model, not a curated record. The transcript has 4 exons.
CAGACCAACCCAUGCAGAAGUCUUAACCUAGAACAAGAAAGAAGAUUUAAAAGUUUUCUUUUCGCGGUAAAACUGUCUCGGUCGAAUCAAAUCCAACCUCUAACAAUGGAAAACAGGCCUCAAAGCGCCGCACUGAUUGCAACGACUGUUGUGAUGAACAUGAUUUGGUGGAUGGUGAUGAUCGCAGGCAUUGGACUGGGUGCCACACACAUGGAUCGCUGUACCGUGCAGCCCAACAUUCCCAUUUACCUGGUGGUACUGGGAGCGAGCAGCCUCCUGUCUCUGGCUUUCACCUACUGCACCAGCGGCUUCCAAGACGGAGCCUGUCACGUCCUGAGCUUGGCCUGCAUGACUGUCCUGCACAUCUUCAGCUUCGCCUGGUUGAUAGCAGGUUCCUCGUGGGUUUAUUCAGUUUACCCUCCAAACUACUCUGAUAAAGGUCUAUACUGCCACAAGACAACCUACCAGUUCGCCUUUGUUGUGACGACGCUGCUGUGGGUCGCCAUGGCCCUGGUGUUCGUUUGCGGCUGCUGCAUGGCUCUGCUCACCUGCUGCACCACCGUAUUCGCAGGACGCCACCUGCUGCCAGACCGCAAAAGCUUCUAUGGUGCAACCAGUUUUCAGGAGCCAGCAACUGGGGAUGUGUGACUUAAAUCAGGGUUCAGGUCUUAAAGUGACUGAGAAGGUUAUUGUUGCCCUGCUGGUUGUGUAGAUUUCUGUCUUAUUGCUGACAGUUUCUUGCUUUUUUCUUGACAUUAUUAAAGCUGGUACACUAGAUAGAAAAAUGUUAGGUAGCUGUAGCCAGAAAUUCCACCCUACAUGCCUUGUCCCUGCUUGUUUCUCUAAAAAACAUGUUUUUGCAAUAAUUUAAUUUAUGUUUUAUGGCUUAUAGCCUCAACAUCGACUCAGUGUCUGUUGUUCUCUGCAGGUUGUGGUAUAACUCAUCAGAUAUCAAAUCUUCUUCACAUUGCAGCUUCCCACCUACAAAAACGCAAUACUUUUAAGUCAAAAUAUGAUAAGACGCCAGAUGUUUACAAUGCAAAAUGUUAAAAGGAAAUCUGUUAUUCUGCUGACCUGAUUACAAAUUGGUGGCUUUUUGCAACAUGCUUUGUCAACAUGCUUUGCUACUGCCAAACUAGAAAAAAAUAGCUUAGCUCAUUGUUACCUUAUUUCUAAUCAGGCCCAGUUUAACAGUUUUCAACCCAUCAUCAUUGUAAUUAUUAUUCUUUUGGUUGUAUAUGUUUGAAAUCUUUGUACAUUGUACUGUUCUUGGCAAGAUUCUUUAGCGCACUUACAGUUUUGAUUUUAUAAUCUUUUCAGCUAGUGUAAAACUGUUCUUUAAUUCUGCUAACAUUGUGUGCAAGUGUUCCAGACA